ACGAAAUGAUGCAUACCAUCGGACAAACCCAUGAGCAGCAGAGAACAGAUCGAGAUAGAUAUAUUGAAGUGUAUCGAGACAAAAUACAAUCGAAUUCUUACUUUGCGAACUUUGCACAGAAAAGUUCGUACGAUCGGACACCUUACGACGCCGAGUCAAUCCUACAGUACAGCCUUACUUCAGCAGCAGUCAAUCAAGGAGAAAGAACCAUGAGACUCAAAGACGAAAGACUCGAGGCACUAGUAGGCUCUUCUCAGACAUUUACACAUAGUGACGUCAAGGAAAUCAAUCUUGCGUAUAAAUGUGCAGAUCACUGCCAAAACCCACCUAACUGUAGAAAUGGAGGAUUCGUUGGUUCACAGUGUGAUUGUGUAUGUCCGAAUGGUUUAACUGGAGCGACAUGCGAACAAGUUAUAUCAGAUUCCGGCUGUGGAGGUGUUUUUAAUUUACAAACUGGACAGCAGGAAAUAAUAGAAUCCCCAAACUACCCGAAUGCCUACUCUACAGAUACAGUUUGCCUGUGGCUUAUAAGGGGUCCGUCUGAUUCCAAUAUUAGGUUGACGCUCCAAGAAUUAGACCUAGCGAGAAAUACACAACAGUCUAAAUGCUUGCACUGGUUAGAAGUUCGAUAUAAUAUGCCUGGACAAACUGGCAUCAGGCUUUGCAACACACAACAACAACAGCAGCAGAUUAUAACAACCAAUGACGGUGAAAGAAAUAUCUUGAUUCUAAAAUUUGACAGCAGACUUUCCAGAAAUGUUCAACCAAACCAAAAUCAAAGGUUCAAGCUUAUUGUUGAAACCGUAGGAGGCUCAACAAGUAAUCCAUGUGAUCCAAACCCCUGUCUCAAUUCCGGAGUGUGUUCAGUUUUUGGCACAUCCUUUCAGUGCAAAUGCUCUCAAGGAUGGAGUGGGACUGUUUGUAAUAUUGCUUCUGAGUCCUGUCAAUCUAAUCCAUGUUUAAACGGUGGCGCAUGUAGCAUGGUGGGAAACAGUUUCUCUUGUACAUGUCAAAAGGGAUGGACUGGACCAAAUUGUGAAACUCCAGAAAGUCAGGUAACAACAGUACCAUUUACGACCACAACUUCACAGAAUUCAUUAUCAAGAUUAUGUGAUUUCGAAGAUUCCACCUGUUGGAUGCAAAGUGGAAAUUUAAUGAUAGGAAAGGUAAAUAUUGUGGUAUAA
Saccostrea cuccullata (small rock oyster) is the source of this 1184-nucleotide messenger RNA. Its product is annotated as zinc metalloproteinase nas-36-like. The record is from RefSeq and is a predicted model, not a curated record. Gene Ontology annotation, molecular function: metalloendopeptidase activity; calcium ion binding. Lineage: Eukaryota; Metazoa; Mollusca; Bivalvia; Ostreida; Ostreidae. Bases 6 to 1184 code for a protein of 392 amino acids. Gene Ontology annotation, biological process: proteolysis. The transcript is spliced from 8 exons.